Fraxinus pennsylvanica is the source of this 660-nucleotide messenger RNA. The record is from the annotation of a GenBank genome assembly. Lineage: Eukaryota; Viridiplantae; Streptophyta; Magnoliopsida; Lamiales; Oleaceae.
AUGUCUCUGAUUCCAAGUGUUUUCAGCAGACGAAGCAACGUUUUCGACCCAUUCUCUCUCGACGUUUGGGACCCUUUUCAGGAUUGGCCUUUUAGUUCAGCCCUCUCCGCUCCAAUUCGUUUAGACAUUUCUAACGAGACAUCUAAAUUUGCCGCCACUCGGAUUGACUGGAAAGAGACUCCGGAAGGCCACGUGUUCAAGGCUGAUCUUCCGGGACUGAAGAAGGAGGAAGUUAAGAUCGAAGUUGAGGAAGGGAAUGAUUGGCCUUUUAGUUCAGCCCUCUCCGCUCCAAUGCGUUUAGACAUUUCUAACGAGACAUCUCAAUUUGCCGCCACUCGGAUUGACUGGAAGGAGACUCCGGAAGGCCACGUGUUCAAGGCUGAUCUUCCGGGACUGAAGAAGGAGGAAGUUAAGAUCGAAGUUGAGGAAGGGAAUGUUUUGCAGAUUAGUGGAGAGAGGAGCAGGGAGCAAGAGGAGAAGAAUGAUACUUGGCACCGUAUGGAGAGGAGCUCCGGAAAAUUCCUCCGCCGGUUCAGGCUGCCGGGAAAUGCAAAGAUGGAUAAGAUCAAAGCUAGCAUGGAGAAUGGGGUGCUAACUGUUACAGUUCCUAAAGAAGAGGUGAAGAAGCCUGAAGUUAAGGCCAUCGAUAUUUCUGGCUGA